UCGCAGUUCAGUUGGUUGAGCAGUUAGAUCGGAGCUGUAGGAUUUAAGACUAAUGAAACAUGGCGAAUUGGGAAAAAAAAUCUCAACAACUUAAACUGUUGACCAGUGAGAUGGUGUCCCGAUUGGCGUUGUUAUCAUUAUUUUUGGUUAGUGUCAAUGCAUCAUUGGCAGAUCCUAUAAAUAUAUUACCAACAUUACCAAAUACAAUGAUAAAAUCUGAAAAUUUAAAAUGUCAAGAAGAUAGUUUAAAUUUACAUUUGGGUCUGAAAAAUAUGACACUGUGGGCUCAACAAAUGUGGGAUGCAUCAGCAAAACAAGCAGUGGGUUUAUUGUCCGGAAAUAGAUAUCAGCUAGGUGACUUUGACGAGUGCCUACAGGUUGCUAAACCGAUUAAAGCCCAAUAUUGUCUUGUUGACAUUAAACUCGAUGUGCCGUCUCAAUAUUCCUACGUUGACCCAUUCGCUAGAGAAUACGAUCCAUUGUUACCGGCUUGGCACAAAAUUUAUUAUGGUGGGGCAAGGUUCAAGCAGCGUUUGGAUAAGAUUAAAUGGGCAUUGUGCGUACCUGCAUCAUGUUCAGCGAUGGAUGUUCAAUCUUAUCUAAGAUCCUAUAUCAAAGAGAAUAGGCUGGACGUUAUUGAAAAUGUGUCAGUUUAUGAUAAUAUGUGUACUCAAGCGCAGCGUCCAGGCGAUGCAUAUACUACAUAUGACAUAGCAUUUAUAUUACUCAUUGCUACAUUGUUAUCUCUCACUAUAGCUGCUACAGUUUUUGAUUAUAUAGUGUACCCAACAACUAAUGUAUGGAAAUGGAAUAGAGAAUCUAAGUCCGUAGAUUUGAUUAUGUGUUUCUCCAGUAGACGAGCAAUGCAGAGUUUGAAAAAUAAAAACUGCGUAGUCAGAGGAUUGGAUCUUACUCCUUUGUGUGGAACCACAACUAUAUCAAUGGUUCUUAUCAUAAUCGGACACAGAUGGGGUUUUCGAUUACCGGGUCCUUUACAAAACUACGAAGUUAAUGAACAAGUGUUCUAUAAUUACUUCAUUUCAAUAUUUACUUCUCACAUGGACUUGUUGGUGGAUACGUUUUUCGCCGUGAGCGGUGCAUUGAUGAUCCUCAUUUUACUCGACCGUCUUGAAACUUCAUUCAUCAAUCCCUUUAAAGUAUUGGUGUUCAAGUACUUCAGAUUAACGCCUGUUUACGCAGUGAUUAUAUUCUUUUUUGCCACACUUCAGUAUAAAAUGGGGUCUGGUCCUCUGUGGGAAGUUUUCAUCGGCACAGACAAAAGAAAUUGUCAACAAACGUGGUGGUUAAGCUUGUUAUAUCUGAAUAAUUACGUCGAGACUGAUAAAACAUGCGGAUACCAUACGUGGUUCAUGCCAUGCGAAUUUCACUUCACGAUAAUUGGUAUUGGAUUAGCGUACACACUGCAUAAAAAUCCUAGGAUCGGAAUGUAUUUAACUUCAACCCUUAUGGCUAUUUCUGUUGCUAUACCAUUUGCGCUCACGUAUAUAGGUCAAAAACCUGCAAAUAUUCAAUUUAACAUGGAUUUCACUACAAAUCCAACAAAUGAUGAUUACUUUAUGACAAUAUACAUAAAAUCACAUACUCGUGCUGGACCUUACAUAGUUGGUGCUUUAUUCGGUUAUCUAUUAUACAGAAGAAAAAAGAGCACAAAUAAAUUGAACAUGACGCACACCAGGAUUUUAUUGAUAAUUUCUACUUUAAUAUGUAUGGCUUCUUGGUUCAGUGGAGCAUUAAUAUAUCAUCCUUCUUAUGUUUACGAUCCUUUGCAAGCCGCUCUUUAUGGAUCAACCAUAAGAAGUCUUUGGGCUGCUGGUCUAGUAAUUGGGCUAUACGCGCUUAUAGUUGGUCCACCGAAUUUUGUGAAGAACAUGUUGUCGUGGAAACCGUUCAUACCGUUAGCCAGCUUAAAUUUCAACGCUUACAUGGUGAACACUAUACUCCCAGUUGCCGACACAGCCAGCCGGCGAACUCCGGACCAUUUCGACAUCAGGAACUUCGUAACCGAUGCGAUUUCCGAUACUGUAAUGUGUUUGAUAGCUGGAUUGUUCCUUUAUGUACUAGUGGAGCGGCCGUUCAGGCUUCUAAUAACCCAGAUGUUCGCUUCAAAAUUAACUACAAAUCAAAAAAACAGUGAUUUUAUUCCUCAAUCGUUAGAAUCAGAUCAAGAUUUUGACAAAGUCCUACCAUUACAUCGUUAAACAUCAAACUCAACCAUGUAUUAUUUAUUAAUUUAUGAUUAUUUUCGCACCUUAAAGUAUUGUGUAUUUAUAACAUUAUGUAUUUAAUUAUUUGUAUUUAUGCUAAACUGUAGCAUAUUUAUUUAUAAAAAUAUUUGUCUACAAUAAACUUAGCAGUAACAUUCCAUA
This is a messenger RNA of Sipha flava (yellow sugarcane aphid), 2387 nucleotides long. RefSeq names its product nose resistant to fluoxetine protein 6-like. The record is from RefSeq and is a predicted model, not a curated record. The transcript is spliced from 14 exons. Gene Ontology annotation, molecular function: acyltransferase activity, transferring groups other than amino-acyl groups. Bases 60 to 2219 code for a protein of 719 amino acids. NCBI's taxonomy places the organism in Eukaryota, Metazoa, Arthropoda, Insecta, Hemiptera, Aphididae.